AUGGCCCUCGCUCCUGGACCCGCUCCAGUCAAGCCAGUACCUCUUGGUUACCAGACCACUGGCGAUGGUUCUGCAGUACCUGAUUGGCUCAACAAAGGGGACAAUGUUUGGCAGCUGACGGCGUCCACCCUCGUAGGCUUGCAAUGUAUUCCGGGGCUGAUGAUUCUGUACGGGAGUAUAGUGAAGAAGAAAUGGGCCAUCAAUCAAUUCGGCGUUCAUGUGUCAUGGGCCUUCAGAAUGUCCUCCGGAGAGGAGCUCAUCCCUCUGUGGGGAAAAGCCGGACCUGCUCUGGACCAGAAAUUCCUGCUGAAACAAGCUGAUGUCCCGGCCACCGGAACGGAUUAUUUUCCUCCGCUCGCCCCCAUGUACCCCAUGGCGACCCUGGUUUACUUCGUGUUUGCAGCCAUCACUCUGGUCUUGAUUGCAGGCUCCUUGUUGGGUCGAAUGAACUUUCUCGCGUGGAUGCUAUUCGUUCCCCUCUGGCUCACCUGCUCCUACACCGUCGGGGCCUUUAGCAUGUGGGGUGGCGGAUUUCUCUUCCAAUGGGGCGUCAUAGAUUAUGCUGGUGGCUAUGUGAUCCACGUCUCAGCUGGAGUGGCCGGUUAUGUGGCUGCAUACUGGGUACGCCUAAAACCUCAUGCCUCUCGCACGAUCUCAUCUCAGAAUCCUUUUGAAUCCAAUGCAAGCAUUUUCUUCUAG
Molecule: messenger RNA, 699 nt
Organism: Marchantia polymorpha subsp. ruderalis
Lineage: Eukaryota; Viridiplantae; Streptophyta; Marchantiopsida; Marchantiales; Marchantiaceae
Source: the annotation of a GenBank genome assembly